This is a messenger RNA of Caenorhabditis briggsae, 3159 nucleotides long. It is a transcript of the gene Cbr-lin-49, whose product is annotated as Protein CBR-LIN-49. Gene Ontology annotation, molecular function: histone binding; nucleosome binding. The record is from RefSeq and is a predicted model, not a curated record. NCBI's taxonomy places the organism in Eukaryota, Metazoa, Nematoda, Chromadorea, Rhabditida, Rhabditidae. Gene Ontology annotation, biological process: regulation of transcription by RNA polymerase II. Gene Ontology annotation, cellular component: nucleus. Bases 1 to 3159 code for a protein of 1052 amino acids. The transcript is spliced from 12 exons.
AUGGGACGAGGACGAGGAUCCGGAGGGGGCGGAGCCUCCUCCUCUUCUGGCGGAAUCCCGUUAUCAGAAUAUCAGAAUAUCGAUCCGCUGGACGAGGAAUCACUAAAUGACCGUACCCAGACGGACCAGGGACUUUUUGAUGGAAAAGUUGUAAUGCUAAACUAUAAAUCAAAAGCAUCGAAAACCGAAUCAAUGGAGGCAAGAGCCAAGAAAUGGGCGGCGAAGAGUCCAGAGGAAAAAGUAUCCAAAUUCAAUAAGAUUUUCCACCCGCAAAGCACCAAAAAAUGGCCGCCAACAAUGAAGGAGCCACCAGUGGAGAGUGUCGCAUUUUUCGUGCACUCAACGAAGGGCAAAUUUGGAAUGCCGCUUAAGAAAUUUCCCGAACAAAAAUACGAUCAUCAGCGAAUUGUGGUGAAAAAGGCGGAGAACCCGGUGGAUUAUUCGAUUGAUGAGCAUGAUAUCACUUGGUUGAUGCGGAUGAACGCUCAUCAAGCGUCCCAGGGGAGGACAAUGCUCACGGUGGCCACGUUUGAGCAUUGGGUGGAUAGACUCGAGAAGAAUAGCGUUUGGAAGCCAAAAGAGCACCACAAACUCCGCGAUGAGCAUGGCGAGGAGCUAGAAGACGUGUGUAACAUUUGCCUGGAUCCAGACACCUCAAAUUGCAAUCAAAUCGUCUAUUGUGAUCGAUGCAACCUGACAGUUCAUCAAGAUUGUUACGGUAUUCCAUUCAUUCCAGAAGGAUGUCUGGAAUGCAGACGAUGUGUUGUUUCACCAGCGAAACGAGUCUCCUGUGUGCUGUGUCCAUCCAGAACUGGCGCCUUCAAACAAGUGGAUCACAAGCGAUGGGUCCAUGUUCUAUGUGUGAUUUGGGUCGACGAGACGCAUUUUGGGAAUACCAUUUUCAUGGAAAACUGCUCCGAAUCGAAAUGCACAGCGUCGUUCCACGUGACUUGCGCACGAAAUCAUGGCCUAAUCAUGCGAAUCGUCGAACUGGAUAAUGGAUUCGUGAAGAGAUUCGUUUGGUGUCCACGUCAUCGUCCCGUGGAGACGGAGGCUGAUAAAGAGCAACAUGAGAGGAUGUUGAGGAAUCAGAAGAGGGAAAAUGAGAGAAUGUUGCCGCAGAUUAGUAUGCCAACACUGACAAACGGAAUCAUCAGCCAAAUUCAAUCGGAACGCCCAUUCGCCUAUUUCCGUGAAAUCGUCCUUUUCUGGUAUCAAAAACGACAGAAUCGCCUCGGAGCACCGCUUCUGAAGACGUGGACGCCUCCUGAAUCGCUGAUUAUCGAUUUAUUCAAAACUCCAGAAGGAAGACGUCGUGGCUCAUCUGGAGUCAGAGCGACGACGACGACGACGAUACUUCUGGAUUCGGAAGAGUUGGAGAAGAAGAAAGAGGAAUUUGAAAUGGGAAUUCAGAAGGCGAUGGAGAUGUUCGCAGCGGUGAUGGACGAGGAGAAGGACAAAAUUGAAAUGCUUAAAAAUCCCCCAAAAAAUCGAUAUUUUCAGUCGAAAUCAUCGCUGAAAAUGCUGGAAUUGGGAUUCAAAACGAACGAGAUGUAUUGUGCUGAAACGCUGGAGAAUAUCAAGCGCAAGGAUACGGUAAAGGUGUUCGAGAAGCCCGUCCAACUGCCUAUCUACACGACAAUCAUAAAAAAUCCGAUAUCGUUCGAGGAAAUGACCAAAAAAGCGGCGGAAUUUAAAUAUAAUUCCAUCACUCAACUCCAAGCUGACAUUGCUCUGAUGCUCACCAAUUGCUCAAUAUUCAACAAAAAGAAUCCGUACUACUACAAGUACGGUAUCACGUUCAAACGACAAACCACACCGAUGCUGGAAGCGGCGGCUAGAGCCGAAGCGGCUCGAAGCGAGAGGAGAAAUGAUAAGGAACUGAUGACGGAGAUAUUGAACGGGUUUUUGAACGCGAAUUCUGAAGCAGGGGGAGCAGAAGACGUCGAGGAAGAUUCUGGAGCUCCUGGGGGCUCUGGAGGCUCCGGAGGAGCUGGAAAACGGGGCAGACGACGUCGGUCCCCAGGAAAGGUUAAAGACGUCAAAGAGGAAAUCAAAAUGGAAGAGGAACCUCCAGCUUCUGCUCUUCCAUCGAAACGUGGGCGGAAAAGAGCCAUCCAGGAGACGUUGGAUUCUGAAGAAGCGCCAUCCACGUCAUCUGAACCAUCUGGAGCACCUGACAUGCUCAACGCAGCGUCCACAUUCUUCAAACCGCCGCAAACUCGGCUGUUCCGUGGCGCCGGCUUCCCGGGGAUUCAUAAAAAAUUUGGAGCUUCGAUUUGUGAGACGCCGAAGACGUCGGGACCACAAAAACAAACGAAAAUGACGGCUUUUUUAACGCGGGGCGUCACUUUUGAGGAUGAGAAAGGAGGAGGAGAUAAGGAUGGGGAUCCGAAGCAGAAGACGAAGAACAAGAAGGAUAAUAAUGAGAAAAGUGACUGCCAACAGCAACACAUUCUAUUCCAAUCGAUCACAACCCCAUCAAAUUCCACCAAACUCUUCCCGAAUUCGUUCACAUCGAUUCUGGCGUCAUUCACCGGUAUUCCGACGAUACCACGUCCAGUAACACGAUCCUCGACGACGUCAACGAAUUCUGGAGACAGCGCAGCGACGUCAUCUGAAACCCCAAAAAUUCAAAAAUCCAAAUUUCGAAUCUCCUCCUCCGCCCUCCAAUCUCCGCUUCCCGACCCGAAACGCGUCGGAAUUCGUGCCAUGGAUUCAGAAGACGACGACGAUGAGGAGGAGAUUCUGAUUCAACCGAUUCAGAAGACGUUAUCACCUGAGGAGUUGAAGACUGAGCAAUUGAGAUGUGCGGAGAAUGAGUCGAAAUCAAAGUUUGCUCAUAAUCAGCUGGUUAUUGUGGAGGGAAGAGCGGCGAAAGUAAUCGAUUAUCACCUGGCGCACUUAUCAGACAUUCAUCUGGAGCAACGUCAAUCGAUGCUCAAAAAGCGUCGGGAAGUGCUCGCCGAGCUGCCAUCGUCGGCUCCAAUCUACGUGGAAUUCUUUCAAAAAUCCAAUAUUUUGGAGAAUUUCCAAUGGGUACCCAGUGAGAAAGUCGAGUUGUUGGACUUGAAUAAUUGCGCUCAAAAGGGAAAAAUCACUGGGCUGAAGGCGGCGAAGGAGUGGCACCAAAAAGUGCUCAACGGCGAGACGAUUUGA